Melampsora larici-populina 98AG31 is the source of this 426-nucleotide messenger RNA. RefSeq lists its product as uncharacterized. The transcript is spliced from 2 exons. Bases 1 to 426 code for a protein of 141 amino acids. The record is from RefSeq and is a predicted model, not a curated record. NCBI's taxonomy places the organism in Eukaryota, Fungi, Basidiomycota, Pucciniomycetes, Pucciniales, Melampsoraceae.
AUGAAUAAUGCUAAGCAGGCAUUUGAAUCUGUCAAUACUAGUUACACCUUUGACUCAAACCAACUUGAGACUAAGUCUUGUUCUGACAACGGCAGUGAUGAUCUCCCCAAGAUGGAGCCUCUGUCCAAGGCAUGUGGAUAUAUGCCAAAUGACCCCGUAGUCCAAUCACCCCCGACUGAGCCUGUCAAAGACAGUCUGAAGCUUCGCCUCAAUAUCAAGCGACCAGCCCCAGCUUCUAGCCCAAUCAAGUCCGUGUUGCCAUUGCCUCAGAAACUCAGGGUUGUGAAGAAGUCUUCUAGAAGGCCACCUAAGUCCAGGAAACGUGCCGUUAACAAAGAAGGAGAAAUCUCAGUGGAAGUCACCAAACCUGUAGUGAAGGUUGAGCCUAAGGCCAAAUCUAAGGUCAAGGGGGAAAGAAAUAAAUAG